AUGUUGGAUAAGAAAGACAAGGAAGAUAAGGAUAAUGCUUCCAUUUCUUCGCAAAGGUCAGAUGGUGAAAAGGGUGUAUUAAUCCCAGAAAGUUAUCAUAAACCUCAACAAAAGAAGAAAUUUAAAUGGCAAAUUGGUCACGAUGAUUCACCACCAGAAAUCUAUAAUAUGACACUUUACUUGACAGUAUUUGUUUAUGGUUUAUGUGGUGCUGCUAGAGGUUAUGAUGAAGGUAACAUUUCGGGAAAUAUUAGUCUUCCAUCCUUUCAAACUAGAUUUGGACUUAAUGAUAAGUCUAAGAGUGCCAAUGAACUUGCUGAUUUGAAAUCCAAUAUUACAUCUAUGGUUCAAUUAGGUUCUAUUGGUGGAAGUAUUCUUGCCAUGUAUACGGUUGAUAGAUUAGGUAGAAUUAGAGCUUUACAAGCAGUAUGUGUUUUAUGGAUUGUUGCAACGGCUAUUCAAAUUAGUUCUACAAGUGUAGGACAAUUAUAUGCUGGUAGAUUACUUGAAGGUUUAGCUAUUGGACAAACUACCACUAUUGGUCCAAGUAUGUCUGAAAUUGCUCCAAGUAGAAUUAGAGGUCUUUGUGUAUCUAUCUUUUCAGGAGCUGUAUAUUUUGGAAUUAUGUUGGGAUAUUUUGCUAAUUGGGGUACAGCCCUUCAUAUUUCUAAUACUUCUGAUGCCCAAUGGAGAAUUACUCUUUGUUUAAAGAUAAUAUUAGCUGGUUUAAUAUUUAUUUUUUCAUUUUUAUUUUGUGUGGAAUCUCCAAGAUGGUUAUUAAAAGUUAAUAGAGCCGAUGAAGCCAUUGAGAAAUUAUCUAAAUUAAGACAUUUACCACCUGAUCAUCCUUAUGUUGUUGCAGAAAUUAGUGAUAUUAAUGAACAAGUAUUAUCAGAAAAGGAAGCUACCAGAGAUACUAAUAUUUUCCAAAAAUUUAAAGAUAUUAUUAUGGUUAAAUCUUUAAGAUAUAGAUUCUUUGUGGUAUGUGCUAUGGCCCAAAUCUUGGGUCAAUGGUCUGGAGCUAAUGCUGUUACUAUUUAUGCUUCACAAUUGUUUAGUUUUGCAGGGGUUGUAGGAACUGAUCAAUUAAAGAUGUCUGCUAUUUUAGGGGUUGUUAAAUUUGUAUCAGCAUACUUGAGUGCUUUCCUCUUUAUUGAUUUCCUUGGUAGAAGAAAAGCAUUAUAUAUUGGACUUAGUUUACAAUUAAUAACCAUAUUAUAUUUUGCUAUAUUCAUGACUAUAGUCCCAGAAGCAUCUAAUGCUAAUGCAGUCUUAAGUCCAUCACAAAAGAAAGCAGCUCAAGGAGCUCUUGCUGCUAUUUUCCUUUCAGGAACUGGUUGGACUAUGGGUUAUAAUAAUAUUCAAUAUUUACUUGGAUCAGAAUUAUUCCCAUUAAAAAUUAGAUCUUUUGCCCAAUCAUUAGUUAUGGUAUUACAUUUUGCCAAUCAAUAUGGUAAUUCAAAGGCUUUACCAUUAAUGAUUAUAACUAUGACAAAUUAUGGGGUAUUUUAUUUCUUUGUAGGAAUUAUGGUUAUUGGAUUAAUUUGGUGUUGGUUCUUUGUCCCUGAAGUGGCUGGUAGAUCCUUAGAAUCAAUGGAAGAUAUCUUUAAUUUACCAUGGUAUUUGAUUGGGAGAAAAGGGGCUGAAUUAUGUCCUGAUUAUUCUGAAAUUAAUAAGAUUAGUCAUACUGAUUCCAGAGGUAAUACUUAUGUUGAUCAUGUGCAUUACAAUAUAGAUGAAUCUAAAGUGAAACAAGAAUUCAUUGAGAAUGCUGAAAAGGAACCUGCUACCAGUAGUAGUAAGUUACUUGAACCUUCUGAAAGUGUUUAA
Messenger RNA from Scheffersomyces amazonensis, 1830 nucleotides. It is a transcript of the gene HGT17, whose product is annotated as Hgt17p. NCBI's taxonomy places the organism in Eukaryota, Fungi, Ascomycota, Pichiomycetes, Serinales, Debaryomycetaceae. Gene Ontology annotation, biological process: transmembrane transport; carbohydrate transport. The transcript is spliced from 2 exons. Gene Ontology annotation, molecular function: carbohydrate:proton symporter activity. Bases 1 to 1830 code for a protein of 609 amino acids. The record is from RefSeq and is a predicted model, not a curated record. Gene Ontology annotation, cellular component: membrane.